GCGUACUGUGCGGAGCAGGCUGGGAGGGACGACACAGUACCAGACACAGACAGCAAGUCGCUAUGUUUAAAGGGUGCCAUAAACUGCUGCUUUAUUUAACGUAUUUUCGCAGAACAAGACAGUGACAGGGGCCGUGGUGGCUGUCAGCGUGUGCUGGUGCAAGCUUGGUGCCUGCCGGGAGGUGCCAAGUGCAGUGCCACCAAGGCUAAUAUUGGUAAGAAACCGGCCCACCACUUGUCCAGCCAGCUAAUUUGCACAGUCUGAUGUAACAGGCGGUAACUGUGAUAGUGUUGUUACAUGUCACCCACAACAACAACACAGGGCUGUCAGAAUCUCUUGUUCAAGGAUUCUUCUGAAGAUUCAGUUAUUAAGAUUGUGGAUUUUGGGUUUGCACGGUUGAUGCCUGACAAGGAAAAGGAUGGCAGCAUGAAGACACCGUGCUUCACUCUUCACUAUGCAGCACCAGAAGUGUUGCGGCAAGCAGUGCAGAAGGGAGCAAAUGGCUAUGAUGAAACAUGUGACUGGUGGAGCUUGGGUGUGAUUCUGUACACAAUGUUGUCAGGGAGAGCCCCAUUCCAGUCAAGAAGUAAAGAUGACACCUCAGCACCAAUCAUUGAUUGCUCGGAUAAAGGAUGGAAGUUUUGACGUGUCAGGACCAGAAUAGGUCUGUCUCCUCACAGGCUAACAAACUUAUCAAAGGGUUAUUGACAGUAGAUGCUUCAAGGCGUCUCACCAUCACUGAGUUGCUGCAGGAUGAGUGGCUUCAGGGAGGCCCUCCUUAUUUAUUUUCAGCAACUCCCCUCACGACACCCACUAUACUCGCUUUUCAUGCAUUCCACAUGGCAACUAGGGAAGAAUUUUGCUUACUAGUAAGUUUGAUUGGAGUUCAUGAUAAAAAUUCAAACAUAUUGGAGUCUAAGAGGCUGUAGUGGAAGUUACUGGGGUUUUCAAGGGUGUUUUCAUGAUUCCAGUGAUAGUUUAAGAGGUUUAACAGGCUGUAGUGGAAGUUACUGGGGUUUUCAAUGGUGUUUUCAUGAUUCCGGUGAAUUUAAAAGGCUGUAUACAUUUAAUUAGAAAGAAAAAUAGUGUUUAUUACCAUGAUUAGAGAGAGAGAAAGUGCAUUAAUCUUUAGUAAACAAACAAGCAAAUCCUGUUAGCUGUAUAUUAAGUAAACAUUCCAUUAGUGUUUAAGAACAAAUUAUAUUAGCACAACUGAUCAAAUGUGCAGUAUCAGUAAGGCUGUAUUCCCAAACACGCCCACACCCGCUUGCCUGACUGUCAGUGUUUAAUUAAAAAGUUAUUGGGGUUUUCAAGGGCGUUUUUCAAGAAGUUAUUGGGGUUUUCAAGGGUGUUUUUCAUGGUUCUAUUGUUAAACAGGCUGUAAUGGAAGUUACUGGGGUUUUCAAGGAUGUUUUUCAUGAUUCCAGUGAUAGUUUAACAAUUAUUCUGCCUCACCAGUGGAAAACAACCGCCCCUAAUAGCCUGACCAACCGUGUGUGGCCUUGCAGAACAGAGAGAGAGAGAGAGAGAGAGAGAGGUGGGUGUUGUUUGGGAGUGCUAACCAAGAAAUGAUCUUAGUAAUGACAGAUACUUAAUCAAGUAUAUAUAUAUUUUUUGUGUGCCUUUCCCCUGUUGUAUUUGUGUUUAUUUGAGACGGGCAGGAGAAAUUGUUUACCCUCGUCUGCAAACUCUCUUCUCAGGAUGUAAUCUCACCUUACCUUAAUAAAAUGUUGAUUAUUA
Molecule: messenger RNA, 1740 nt
Organism: Scylla paramamosain (green mud crab)
Lineage: Eukaryota; Metazoa; Arthropoda; Malacostraca; Decapoda; Portunidae
Product: ribosomal protein S6 kinase alpha-5-like
Exons: 4
Coding region: 298-645 (115 amino acids)
Biological process (GO): regulation of autophagy; peptidyl-serine phosphorylation
Cellular component (GO): cytoplasm
Molecular function (GO): ATP binding; protein serine/threonine kinase activity
Source: RefSeq, a predicted model, not a curated record